CAACAAUCAUUCUUAAAUAAUAAUUGACAGUGCACCGUUUACAUUGUAGCUCGCGGAUUUGUGCGCAAUUCAUUUUCUACGAAAUUGAUUCAAUGCUAAAUGAAAAACAUCGUAAAUUAACGAUAGCACGCAUUUAUGGAGUAACAACGUCUGAGAAAAGGAUAUUUCCUGGUGGAUUGUAAUCAGAAAAUUAAGCCAAAAACACUGAAUUUAUUUUUGAAUCAAUAAUGAAAUGGGACGAUUUUGGCGCUGGCUGCAUUGGCGGAGCGUGUGGCGUACUCAUCGGUCAUCCCUUAGACACCAUUAAAACAUGGCAACAAGCUUCAAAUUCAUCAGUACCAAGUGCCAUACGACAAAUUUAUAAUAGGAACAAUGGGUUAAAUGGAUUUUACAGAGGAAUGCUCUUCCCAUUUGUCACAACCGGUGCGAUUAAUUCCAUACUCUUUGGUAUAUACGGCAAUCAUCUGAGACAAUUGCGACGGGUUUGCCAUAGUGACUACCAACGCGAACAGUUGGAGUAUCAGAAUAUGUUCAUUGCCGGAUCUGUAGCUGGUUUUUUUCAAUCCUUCAUUGCGUGCCCCAUAGAGUUGAUCAAAGUGAGACUUCAAACACAUUGCUAUUAUAAUGAGUAUAUUUUCGGACAAAGAGGAACUCCAUGGGGAGUUUUUAAGAAAGUAAUUAAAGUGGAUGGAGUUUCAGGGCUAUACCGAGGCCUACUACCAAUGAUGUGUCGCGAUGUGUUUCCCUAUGGUAUUUACAUGAUGGUAUAUCGCCAAACUGUUGACUUCUUGGAAACUACGCCGUUAGUCCGCAAACGACGCAGUAAACCUGAAAACGGAAAUGUGGAUUUUCUGGUAACGACGUUGGCAGGUGCAUGGGCUGGAAUUUUAUCUUGGGUUUGUGUGAUUCCAUUUGAUGUUGUUAAGACUAUAAUGCAAGCUGAGAGCAAUAAGCAAUACCGCAAUAUAAAACAUUGUUUAGUGAAAAAUUUUAAGUUGUAUGGCUGGCGUCGUUUAUUCCGUGGGAGUUGGAUGCUGGUGGUGCGGGCGAUGCCGGUAAAUGCAGCAACAUUUUUAGGUUAUGAAUAUGCCUUGGAAUGGUUCCACAAAUGGAAUGGCUCAUAUAUAUGAGGUUCAAAGAAAAACUAAGAAAACCCUCACAAAAAGGUCUUAAACAAUUUCCACUCUAUAAACUUCGAAUGAAUAAAAAAUUUUAUCGUUACACGAAAACAAAGUGCAUCAAUCCAUAAUUAUGAUAAAACUAAACUAAUUAUGAAACAACUCACAAAAUUUAUUUGCAAGAAAUAGUUAAUUAUUUUUUUAUUUUUUAAUAAUAUUUAUUCUUCUAACAUAUAAUACAUACGU
Messenger RNA from Ceratitis capitata (Mediterranean fruit fly), 1364 nucleotides. Its product is annotated as solute carrier family 25 member 45. The coding region runs from base 228 to 1130 and encodes 300 amino acids. The record is from RefSeq and is a predicted model, not a curated record. Lineage: Eukaryota; Metazoa; Arthropoda; Insecta; Diptera; Tephritidae. Gene Ontology annotation, cellular component: mitochondrion. Gene Ontology annotation, biological process: mitochondrial L-ornithine transmembrane transport. The transcript is spliced from 6 exons. Gene Ontology annotation, molecular function: high-affinity L-arginine transmembrane transporter activity.